UGUGACGUCAUCCGGAACCCGACGAGGCGGGGCGGCGGACCGGGGCGGCCGGAGGGUCCUCGCGGGGCCGAGAUGAGCGAGGGCAGCGCGGGCGAGCCGGGCCGCGGGUCCAGCCGGCAGCGGGCCGUACACACAGAGAACAUGUCCCUGGGUUCUAGCUGCUUCUCUCCACCUGUGAACUUCCUUCAAGAGCUGCCAAGCUAUCGGUCAGUGGCACGCCGGAGGACAAACAUCCUCGCCCGGGACAAGCAGAGUGGCACCCUGCUAAAGCCGACCGACUCCUACAGUUCCCAGCUGGAUGGAGGAAUCCCAGAGAACCUCAACAGCCAGUCCAUCCGCAAGUAUGCGCUGAACAUCUCUGAGAAGCGGAGGCUGAGGGACAUUCAGGAAACCCAGAUGAAGUAUUUAUCCGAGUGGGACCAGUGGAAACGGUACAGCAGCAAGUCCUGGAAGAGGUUCCUAGAGAAAGCUCGUGAGAUGACCACCCACCUGGAGCUGUGGCGUAAGGACAUCCGCAGCAUUGAAGGGAAGUUUGGUACGGGCAUCCAGUCUUACUUCUCUUUCCUACGGUUCCUGGUGGUGCUGAACCUGGUGAUAUUCCUGAUCAUCUUCAUGCUGGUUUUGCUCCCGAUCUUACUCACCAAGUACAAGAUUACCAACAGCACUUUCGUGUUCAUUCCAUUCAAAGACAUGGAUAUUCAGUGCACAGUCUACCCAGUCAGUAGCUCUGGGCUCAUUUACUUUUAUAGUUACAUCAUAGACUUGUUGUCUGGCACAGGUUUCUUGGAGGAGACCAGCCUGUUUUAUGGCCACUACACCAUUGAUGGAGUGAAAUUUCAGAACUUCACGUAUGAUCUGCCCCUGGCUUACUUAGUUAGCACGAUUGCCUACCUGGCCCUGAGUCUGCUCUGGAUAGUGAAGAGGUCGGUGGAAGGGUUCAAAAUCAACCUGAUCCGGAGUGAGGAGCACUUCCAGAGUUACUGUAACAAGAUCUUCGCUGGCUGGGACUUCUGCAUCACCAACCGCAGCAUGGCCGAGCUGAAACACAGCAGCUUGCGGUAUGAGCUCCGAGCAGAUCUGGAGGAAGAGAGAAUCCGGCAGAAAAUAGCUGAAAGGACCUCAGAGGAAACCAUACGCAUUUACUCCCUGAGGCUGUUCUUGAACUGCAUUGUGCUCGCUGUGCUAGCGGCGUGCUUUUAUGCAAUCUACCUAGCCACUACCUUCUCACAGGAACACAUGAAAAAGGAAAUUGACAAGAUGGUUUUUGGGGAGAACCUCUUGAUAUUGUACCUCCCAUCCAUUGUGAUCACACUGGCCAAUUUCAUUACCCCAAUCAUCUUUGCCAGGAUCAUCCACUAUGAGGAUUACUCGCCAGGCUUUGAGAUCCGCCUGACAAUUCUUAGGUGCGUCUUUAUGCGGCUGGCCACCAUCUGUGUGCUGGUGUUCACGCUGGGCUCCAAGAUCACAUCCUGUGGUGACAGCACGUGUGAACUCUGUGGCUAUAACCAGAAACUCUACCCGUGCUGGGAGACACAGGUGGGACAGGAGAUGUACAAGCUGAUGAUCUUCGACUUCAUCAUCAUCCUGGCUGUGACACUGUUUGUGGAUUUCCCCAGGAAGCUCCUGGUGAACUACUGUGCCUCCUCGAAGCUGAUCCAGUGCUGGGGGCAGCAGGAGUUCGCUAUCCCAGACAACGUCCUGGGCAUCGUGUACGGACAGACCAUCUGCUGGAUCGGAGCCUUCUUCUCCCCGCUCCUCCCCGCAGUCGCCACCUUGAAAUUCAUUAUCAUCUUUUAUGUGAAAGAGUUGAGUCUUCUUUACACCUGCAGACCCUCCCCAAGGCAGUUCAGAGCAUCCAAUUCUAACUUCUUCUUCCUGCUGGUGUUGCUGAUUGGGCUGUGCUUAGCAAUAAUACCGCUAACAAUCAGCAUGUCUCGCAUCCCUUCCUCGAAAGCCUGCGGGCCAUUCACCAACUUCAACACCACCUGGGAGGUUAUCCCCCUGACUGUGAGCACCUUCCCUAGCUCCCUUCAGACCCUGAUCCAUGGCGUCACCUCGGAAGCCUUUGCAGUGCCUUUCUUCAUGAUCAUCUGCCUUGUCAUGUUCUACUUCAUCGCACUGGCUGGAGCACACAAGCGGGUGGUGGUCCAGCUCCGAGAGCAGCUGUUCCUGGAGAGUCGUGACAAGCGUUAUCUCAUCCAGAAACUAACAGAAGCUCAAAGGGAUGUGCGGAGCCAGCCGGUUUGAGCAUGAAGACACUGCCUGCAACUUCUCAGCAUGUGACUCUGACGAUGACCCUACAAGUCCACCUGGGUUUGAGUGGAAAUGUUAAAACAUAUUUUUCUAGACUUUAAGGCUUUAAGCAACCUAGCCAAGUGGGCUGACACCUGGAGAGCUGUGGCUCAGAUGGCCACCCAGGCUGACACCUGGAGAGCUGUGACUCAGACGGCCACCCAGGCUGGCACCUGGAGAGCCACAGCUGAGGAUUUCACCCAAACACUAACUUCUCAAGCAGCUCAGGCUUUGUAAUCGAACAGAGAGAGACUUUUAUUUAUUUUGUUUUUGUUUAGACUUUUGUAUUUUUUAAAGGUUUGUAUGUGUUGUUUUUUUCAAAGUAAAACUGAGUUCCCCUGUCUCCGAAGCUGGGUGGUUUCUUUGGAAGCCUUUCCAGGCUGAGUGAGUGCCCUCUCAAAUGUCAGUGGUGACUUAAAAUUAAACCUGGCUUCUUUUUUCAAACCAACAUGCAUCUUCAGGUGCUAAAGGCUGGGAACAGCUGAUCAGAAUGUGGAGAGACCAUCAUGGUAGCCUCUGCCACGUGCCCGGACCACACUUGAAUUUCCGCCCAUAUCAGUGUCAGCCCUCGAGCAGGGCACUGGGGCAGGUUGGAGCCCCGCUUCUCGACUCUCCAAGCCUUUUCUGCAGCCUUAUUCACUCCUCAAGGGAAAGUGAUCCUAGCUGACUGGUUAGUCCCAACCUUCUGUUUCCACCUGCUCUGAGAUUUGGUGACAGAAUUGGAGAAGGGUAAAACCUUGCAAGGUGGAUGGACAGUUCCUCUCUGUUUUCCAAAUGUCUCUUCCUUGCAUGGAGCUCUUCAUUCCUGAAGGACCCCACAUGUUUCAGAGCCAGGCUACAAUGUGCUGUUUGGCAUUGAAGCUGUGGCUGAGACUCAGGGGUUAUAUGUGUGAUUGCAGAUGUAGAUCCAUGGCCUAGCCUGUUCAUAAGAACAGCCCAUAAUACAAACACAGGUUGCGUUCUGAUUACUUAAAUACACGUUCCAAAGGGCUAGGUUUUGUUUGCCUGCACUUAAAACUUUGCAUGUGUGUACCUUUGUUUUUAUAAAACAUUACAAAAACGGAGUAUCUCUUAAGAUCUCCACUAUAGUAAAAACCAUAUUUAAUAAAUACCUCAUCACAUGCUUUCCCAACGCUGACCCUUUUAAUAGUGUCUAAUUCAAUCUGCUUCCACUUUAAAGUCUGUCAGAGUGCUGCAAGCCCUGUGACAGAUACUUUGAGUCUUCUACUGUUUUUUACUGCCUCCUAACCUUUUCUGACAUUUAAAAUUAGGUUCAUGUUUUAGAAAGCUGCCAAGAAGGAUUUCCCUCCUCCAACCACUGCCUUGUUUCUCAAAAAUGAUUGGCUUCUUGCUCUGGAAGCAAAGCAAACUUGUCAUGGCUAACACAUCUGUGUGUGUAUAAAGGGUUCCCCACUCUGUGUGUGUGUGUGUGUGUGUGUGUGUGUGUGUGUGUGUGUGUGUGUGUGUGUAUAGAUGGAACUCAUCCUCAAGCCCAACACAAUCAUUUCUUUGAUCUUCCAUGAAGUGGUAUUAACACAGGACAUUUUUGUGCCUGUGAGAAUGUGUUAUUUCCUAACCUUUUCUUGUAUUUGAAGAUCUAUAAAUUUUUAAACCUAACGGGAAUUUUGAAUAAACCAAAGUUCAUUCCAUCCUCAUUUUACAAAUUCUAAUUGUUGGCAUUUUUGCCUAGUGCCUUCAUAUAAUAUUCUUGUCCCUCACCGUGCUCCUGAAGAUUAUCUACCUUCCUGUUUGUACAGAUGGUGGAUAAAAUGAACAAUAUGCUGUUUUCUUUGUUAUAAAAUGGACAGCAAAAUAUGCCAACUGGUGUGUUAGUUUUAGUUAAUGCUGCUAAUGUGCAUACCUCUUACUUGAAUGUUUUGAUAACUUUAAUAACCAGGCAAUGUCAGUUUAGUUUUUAAACCAUACUGGCUCUCUAACAGAUGUGUUAAACUACUGAUUACACUGUGUCUUGAAAGUUUUAAAGUGUGUGUGUGUACUUGAACCCACAGAAGCACCUCGUCAAAAAUCAAGUGAUGAGGAAAAUUGCAAUACUCUGUAAAGUUGCUCUUUAUUUUUCACUGAAGUUAGAGGAAGUAGCAUUUUGACAUCUGAUGGAUAUGUUUGAUGAGUUUUAUCACUUCUUGGCUUUCCAGAAGCCAAAGAAAGGCAUGUCUAUGUGUUUGUGUUUAAAACUUCAAAGACAAAGAUAUUUUAAAUAUUUUAUAUCUUAGCACCAUAGAAAACAACUGUUAGUGUUUAUUUUAUUCUAUAAAUAUAUAAUAAACAUUGAAGUAGA
Messenger RNA from Peromyscus maniculatus bairdii (prairie deer mouse), 4588 nucleotides. RefSeq names its product transmembrane channel like 7 (gene Tmc7). The record is from RefSeq and is a predicted model, not a curated record. Gene Ontology annotation, molecular function: mechanosensitive monoatomic ion channel activity. NCBI's taxonomy places the organism in Eukaryota, Metazoa, Chordata, Mammalia, Rodentia, Cricetidae. Gene Ontology annotation, cellular component: plasma membrane.